GUGAAUGAGUAAAGAUGUUUGUCCAAUUGGAUUUUUAUCUCGCGUUCGCCUUCCCACUUCUGUCAACCAUGUUAAGACUAAAUUGAAUUUAUCGUGUCAACAACAUAAACAAGAAUCUCACACCCUAAGCGAGUUUUAGGCGGCCGAAUGCGAGAAUUUUAAAAUUUUAAAUCAUGUUUUACUCGUGAUAACGGUUGUUGUAAUACUUGGUAUAUCGUUUAACAAAAUGGAAUUACCGGAGAUCAAGGAGGAAAUCGAAAGUUACGAGUGCUGUGGUCUAAUAUGUCGGCUAUGCUUGAGCGAAGAAUCACUCGAAGAUGUGUUCAAGGAUGGCUUCUUUCACGAGUGGAUAAGUGAUUUCCUCUCAAUUAAGAUAACUACCAAUGACCGGUUGAGUCAGGCCAUCUGCGCCAUAUGUCGAAUUCGGUUGGCCGACUUCCACCAGUACCGCAUUCGAUGCCACGAAGUGCAAGGUGUACUGCAAGCCUUGGCCGAUGGGACACCGAUGGGUACAGAUGUCGCACUCGCUGUGGACCCCAACGCUGUUAAUCAGUUACAGCCAAUCGUAGAGAAGAAGGAUCCCCUAAUCCAGUGCGAACUUUGUCAGAAGGUGUUCAAAGAUGAGACUGAGUUGAAAAACCACAAGAGUAUUCAUGCGCCUGAAAUAGUAUUGUGCGCGAGUUGCGGAGAGUUGUUUGAAACUCGAGAACAGUUGUACAAGCAUCUGGAAAGUCAGACGACGGGCUGCGAUGUGAAUCAGACAGACUCUCUUGUACACGCGAAUCAGGUCGAUGAAGUAGAUUCUGCAUCUGAACCAUUAGCGCCACAAGCACAGAAAGUUGAGUCCAAGGUUGAAUCGAAAUCUAAAGUUAGUAGCGAAAUAGUACAGCUGGAUAGUGAUUCUGAGAAUUCGACGAAAGAAUCUUCCGAUAAAUCACUAGCACAGAAAAAUGGUUCAAAAUCAUUAACUAGUACUGCAAUAGUAAAGAUAGACUCUGAUUCGGAGAAUUCCGGUGUAGAAUGUUUGUCAUUGGACCAGGGAACGAGACCGAAAUCCAGAACAAGUAUCGAAGACUCCGAUAUCAAAAACUCCGAACCAGAAUCAGAACAAGAUCCACUGUGUUUUGAUCCAUGUAAGGAAGAUGUUAGCGCUGCAGAUAAGCUGGACGUAGAGAUGGAAGUUGACGAAGGAGAGGACAAAUUUGAGGAUGAGAAUAUGGAUGCGAAGGAUGAAAAAUACAGCAGUGAUGAUUCUUCUAUAUCUCCCAGCAAAGCGGUCAGAAAUAAGAAAAAGAGAAACGUUAACGGAUCGAGAGAUCAUGAGUGCCGCGUUUGUGACAAACAGCUUUCAUCAUGGUAAGUAAUUGUAAAACAAGAUUUCCAUUUUACGUAGCUAGAAGGUGGGGGUGAUUACUGCUAGAUCCACACCUUUCCAUAACAAAUACUCCUUCCCGGGCAAGUUCCCGAGACAACUUGAUCAAAGAAUAGAAAUAGAAAGACUGCCAUCUGUGCUCUUUAUUAGAAAUCCUCUACAUAGAGAUAAGCGGAAGUUACAUAUGUCGAUUCGGCAACGCUGUUCAUUUUGUUUGCAUCAGCUGCCAACACUUGCUGCAAAGCUAGAUGUUCAAACUUUGUGCGUGACUUCGUAGUGGUUCAAGUUGUUUUGUUUACAUUUUCUAAUUAUGAUAGAAUUUUUUUUUCAAAAUUUUGAAAAAAAAUAGCGGAGCAAUCGAUGAAAUCUGAAAUUUAUUGCAAAGUGUUAAGCUAAACAUAUCGGCAGAACUAAAGCAAGAAGCAGCAAUGAAAGUUUUUUCGAGAAGUGCAGCAACAAAAGUUUCGUCAUAAGCUUGAGCUUUUGAAAGCAGAAUUAAUUAAAUUCUAUCUUUUUACUAAACUUACAUAUACCGUCAAUUUCUCGAUAUUAAAAAUAAAUAAUUUUAAUUUAUUUAGUUCGGAUUGCAAUACCGUUCAAUCGACGCCUUCUUACGAACGAUCAGCCUGUUCAUUUGGCUCACACUUUGACAGUUCUUUCUGCACGAUUGGCUUACAAUGGCCGCCUCCGCAGAUCUCUAUAAUGUAGGAUUACUACUCUUUAUCU
This is a messenger RNA of Aedes albopictus (Asian tiger mosquito), 2098 nucleotides long. Its product is annotated as PR domain zinc finger protein 5-like. Gene Ontology annotation, cellular component: nucleus. The transcript has 3 exons. The record is from RefSeq and is a predicted model, not a curated record. Gene Ontology annotation, molecular function: zinc ion binding. The coding region runs from base 227 to 1360 and encodes 377 amino acids. Lineage: Eukaryota; Metazoa; Arthropoda; Insecta; Diptera; Culicidae.